CCCUCUAAUUUAAACUAUUCUAUCUGUUAAGUUUUAUUUAUUUACUUACGCAGUCCAGGUUCUCGUUUACCCUGUACUUUUUCUCUCUCUUCCUUCCAGCGAACUAACAAACUUGUAACCCCAUUCCUUUCUCUCUCUCUCUCUCUCUGUGUCUCACUCACUCCCGUUUCUCUCUCUUUCUCUAUCGGAAUUCCGUCGAGUCCGGAGCCUUUCUCAUGUCCCCUGGUGCAAGGAAGUGGACUUCGCCAUGGGGUCCUGCCUCAGUCUUGACCAAGAAGAGCUGAAAGCUCGGGCCAGGAGUGCCGCUAUUGACAAACAACUAAGGGCAUCUGCCAAAGAGGAAGAAACUGUUGUGAAAAUCUUGCUUUUAGGUGCUGCUGAAAGUGGUAAAAGUACCCUGGUAAAGCAGAUGAAAAUUAUUCACAAUGACGGUUUCUCCAAAGACGAAUUAUUGGCUUUCAGACCUGCAGUACUGGACAAUCUGUUGAAUUCCAUGAAGUAUGUUUUGGCAGGGAUGGGAAUAUUACGGAUUAAUCUGGAUGACUCCCGAAACAGGCUGAAUGCUCAGAAGGUGCUUGCAUGCAAUUGCUGCAUGACCGAAAACCAAACCAUGAUUCCAUAUGUGUGGGAAGCACUCUACAAUCUAUGGAUGGACAAAGGUGUCAGACUUGCAGUGUCACGGGGCUACGAAUAUGAACUGAAUGAUUCAGCAAUCUACUAUUUUGAAAACAUGAACCGGAUCUGCUCAUCAACAUAUAUUCCAAACUCCACAGAUGUGUUACGCGCCCGAGUACGUACGACUGGCGUUUUAGAAACCUGCUUUAGAAUCAACUAUGUGAUAUUUCGAAUGUUUGAUGUUGGUGGUCAGCGGUCAGAACGGAGAAAAUGGAUCCAGUGUUUUGAUGAUGUGCGAGGAGUUUUGUUUGUGGUGGCCCUUAGUUCGUAUGACAUGUGCCUGUAUGAAGAUCAUACCGUGAACCGAUUGCAAGAAAGUCUAACACUUUUCAAAGGCAUUUGUAAUAACUCAUUCUUCUAUUUCUCCUGUAUGAUACUCUUUCUCAACAAACUCGACUUAUUCAAAGACAAAAUUCUCCAUUCUCAUCGUCAUCUACAUAUAUUCUUUCCAGAAUAUAAAGGUUCAAUCCAAGACGUAGACGUAGCGGCCAUGUACAUCCAGAACCUAUUUCAAAUGCAGAAUCGAAACCAGUACAAAGUCAUCUACCCCCAUUUCACCACGGCGACCGACACCAGCAACAUUCAGGUCGUCUUCGAAGUCGUGAUGGAAUCCAUUCUGAAGGAGAACCUCAAAGCAGCCGCUCUCCUUUGAACCCUGGAAACCAAUUCACCUGUAACCGAUGUUCACACAAAUGCUACGAACUCAUACUGCUAUUACCACUACUACUACUACUGCUGCUGCUGCUGAUGUUGCUGUUUUUGCAGGGGUGGGUGGUGAAGGGGAGGUUGUUUUUAGUUGUUGAUUUUUUACAAAAACAAACGUUUUUUUUUUUGUUUUUUUUUUUUAAAUUUCAAGCCAGACAAAUUAGAGGAAAUAUAGUGGGUUUUGCAGUUUAGAUUACAAAACCCACCCCAACCCUUGUUGGUGCCAUCUGAUGUUGACUGAAUGAAAGUAAAGUUGCGGAGUUUAUGUGUGAGAAAGCUGAACUUUAGAUGUAUAUAAUAUAUAUAUAUAUAUAUAUAUAUAGCAGUGCUCCAGCAUGGCCACAGCUCAUGAACUGAAACUAGACAAAAUGAAAAAAAAAUGAAAUAUAUAUAUAUAUAUAUAUAUAUGUAUUAAAACACACACACACUCAAAAACAAAACAUGCAUGCCUGUAAAUAUGUAUAGACAUAACUAUAUAUAUAUAUAUAUAUAUACACUCAAACAUAUAUAUGUAUAUACACUCAAACAUAUAUAUGUAUAUAUCUGUGUGUAUGUAUACGCACUCGCACACAUAUAUAGUGUACAGUUCCAUGAUGGUAAGAUCAACUAAAAAAUGUACUCCAUCUGGUGAGAGAUAAACAUUUUAGUCUGUUAUGCCAUGUGGGCAGUGUCUGAUGAUUUUUGCUAGGACACCAGACGUGUUAAAAACAUUGUUUGGCAUGUUCUCAGCACAUGAAACUAGUAAUGGCACUUAAAACCAUAUACUGUGCUAAUUAAAUAAUAUAUAUAUAUGAAGGCCAUUUGCUACCUGAAAUGGUUGUAAACCAAAGCUAUUUUUCACAUAUGAAAUUCAAGAGAAGACACAGCAAAUUUGAGCUGGGAUGUUACACUGAGUGGAAAUUAGGCAGCAACUGGUGCUGUUCUGUUGAAACUCCCAGCUUGUCACCAUCCAUUGUCACCAGCUUGCUUGUUCAUUACUAGAGACACUAUUCAUCACCUGAGAUGUUUAACGUUCGAAAACUUGUUUGUAACCUGAUUUGUUCAUGAUGAGAGGCAUUCAUAAACCAAGCUUCAGUGGUCAGAGUGUUAGGCUCACAAUCAUGAGGUAGUGAGUUCAAUUUCUGGACCAGGCUGUGUGUUAUAUUCCGUUCAGCUGCAGAAAUGAGUUGCGACGUCACAGGUGCCAAACUGUAUCGGCCUUUGCCUUUCCCUUGGAUAACAUCGGUGGCAUGGAGAGGUGGGGGCUGGUAUGCAUGGCCGACUGCUGGUCUUCCAUAAACAGCCUUGCCCGGACUUGUGCAUUAAAGGGUACCUUUCUAGGUGAAAUCUCGUGGUCAUUCAUGACCGAA
Messenger RNA from Octopus bimaculoides (California two-spot octopus), 2729 nucleotides. Its product is annotated as guanine nucleotide-binding protein G(o) subunit alpha. The record is from RefSeq and is a predicted model, not a curated record. Gene Ontology annotation, molecular function: G protein-coupled receptor binding; guanyl nucleotide binding; GTPase activity. Gene Ontology annotation, biological process: adenylate cyclase-modulating G protein-coupled receptor signaling pathway; Rho protein signal transduction. NCBI's taxonomy places the organism in Eukaryota, Metazoa, Mollusca, Cephalopoda, Octopoda, Octopodidae. Gene Ontology annotation, cellular component: cytoplasm; heterotrimeric G-protein complex.